This is a messenger RNA of Naegleria lovaniensis, 1488 nucleotides long. RefSeq lists its product as uncharacterized. Lineage: Eukaryota; Heterolobosea; Eutetramitea; Acrasida; Naegleriidae. The coding region runs from base 1 to 1488 and encodes 495 amino acids. The transcript has 2 exons. The record is from RefSeq and is a predicted model, not a curated record.
AUGGCUUUCAGGAUCCUCUCUCGUCCAUCGGGAUGGAUUUUGCGUUUCAUAAGUGUGCUUUGUUUUUUCACAUUAUUCACAAUAUUAUGUGUGGGUGUAAAUAUAUCCUGCCACUUGUCACUUGCGCAAGACUCUCUUCCGAUCAAUACUUUGACUUUUGGACCUUCCGUUCCAGUGGAUCUUGCUCAAAAUCGAUCCGUCAUUCGAGUUUUGGCUCGUAUACCCAAUGCUCGAGAAAUGGAUCUCUAUGAAAAGAAUUCAACUCAUUCCUACUUGUUUGUGGCAAGUCCAGGAACAGGCUCGAUCUAUAUCUUAUCCUUGUAUCAUGACACUAGUCGAUUCAAUCAAACCAACACAAACAUGACUUCUUCUCCCAGUGGAUAUGUUCAAUUACUCUCUCAAGAUAUUAUUGUCAAUUCCUUAUCGAAUAGUCCUAAUGGAGUGGCCUAUGAUUCAUCCACAGAUACAUUAUAUGUGGGUGAAAUUGCAACCAUUUAUAUGGUUCGAAAUGUCAUUGCAAAAUAUGAAAGUGGUCAAAAAAGUGCUUCCAUGUAUCAAAAAAUUCCUAUUCAGAGCUAUGAUCCAAAUACUUGGCAUGGAUUUAAAUAUAUUCGAAUUCAUAAGAAGAGAAUGUAUGUACCUGUUGGAGCACCAUGUAAUACAUGCAUCUUGACAGAUUUAUUUGGAACCAUGACAUCGUUUGAAUUGCCAAAAGAUGUCAAUAAUUUCACGCAACCAGCAACCAAGAGGGUGGAAGCGACAGGUUUGAGAAACAGUGUGGGAUUUGAUUUUGAUCCAAAUAAUGAUUCUGUCAUGUAUUUUACAGAUAAUGGAAGAGAUAUGAUGGGUAAUUUAAUUCCUGGAGACGAAUUUAACAAAUUAAUUUUGAACAAUGAAGGUGACACUAAUAUUAAGAGUUUUGGGUUUCCUUAUUGUCACGCCAAUGGCAUUGUCGAUCCAGAUAUGAACCCCAAUGAAUCUGUCAUGAGCUGUUCCAAUGGAAAUUAUGUGAGACCUAUUGUUACUCUCGAUGCUCACGUUGCAGCUCUAGGAACCAUCUUCUUUAGAAAUUCUGAAGCGCUCCUAUGGAAACAAUUCAUGAAUGUGAAUCGAUCAGUGUUCAUUGCCGAACAUGGAAGCUGGAACAGAGAUCCUCCUUUUGGAUAUCGAGUCAUGAUGAUUUCAGAUGUGAAAGACGAACAAAAGGCACCCAGUGGAUACUCUGUGUUCUUGGAAGGUUGGUUAACGAAGGGAACGACAAAAUAUUGGGGACGACCUGUCGAUGUCAGACAGCUCAAUAAGGGACCUGUCGCAAGUUUGUUCAUUUCAGAUGAUUAUGCUGGUGCUAUCUAUGUAGUUGAGUUUGAUCCUUUAGCUAAAAAGAAUCAAGGAAAUGUAAACGGAGCGUCUAGUAGUGAAGUUUCCUUAAUUGGUCGCUCAUGUGUCAUGAUCGCUCUGUUAUUGGCCUUGUUAUUUUUCAUCCAGUAA